Molecule: messenger RNA, 4424 nt
Organism: Porites evermanni
Lineage: Eukaryota; Metazoa; Cnidaria; Anthozoa; Scleractinia; Poritidae
Source: the annotation of a GenBank genome assembly
GCACAGCCAUGUGGGGAGCAAAAUAUCACAGUAUGGAGUGGCACGCUCCAGUCGCCUAAUUACCCAUCCCCCUACUCAAAAAAUAUGGACUGUUACUGGCUGAUUCGAGUUGCUGAAGGAAACAACAUUGAAAUAGAAUUUCAAGAUUUAUCGGUGAGAAUAAAAAGAAAGGAAUGACCAACGUUAAGUUUAUACAUCUUCAUCAUUCUAUGGUGCUUUCAUUGUAUUUAUGGUAUUUUGGCCGUGAAUAUAUAUGUGAAAAUCCUGGACGGUGAAGCUGGCGUUUUGUCAACUCAUUUCUACGUUAAAUGGAAACGAGUUUAACUUUGUCUUAAGUUAUUUUAGACAUCAAUUGGUCCCACACACACUCUUGCUUUGUAGAUUAGCCUUUUACUUUCCGAGUUUACUGCAACAGCAGUUAAGGAUAGGUUAUGAUAAAAUCUCCCAACAAAAGAUUACGGCCCGUAUUGGUUUCAGUAUUGAUGCCAUCCUUCUUUGGGUGGUUUUAAAAAGAGUAUAUAGCUGUAUAUAAUACAUAUAGCAAUUUUCUCUUCUCUCUUUUGAUUAUAGAUGACGGCGUAUCCAGAUCGUACGGUAUGGAUUAUGUCUCCCCUGUUACUCCAGUUACUGUGAAUCUACCAUGAAUCACCACUAGAUAAAGUAGGCAAGGAUCCUUUAAGAAAAUCGCAUGUAUAUUGAUUGAUCUCUACAUGUAAAAGCUGAUGUUACUGAGACGGUAUUUGCAUCGAUAUUGGGAAAGUGAAUUCUUGAAAAAAAAAAACUUCAGUAUGCGACAGGUAACGUGAAGGGAAAAAGAGAUUUCGUCAUAUGGAGUAGCUGGGACGAAAGAAGCUAAAAUCACCAGUUUUAGUUAGUUGACGAUAUUCAUUUGUUCUAAGAUUGUUAAUAACCUAACUCCAUCAUAUCUUCCGGCCAGAGUCUAGGAACCCACUUUUCUUUGCGUCUCUCUCAACUCUUGUCAGUUUAUCUAUACGUGGUGAGUGUCGCCGGCCUAGAUCACAGAGUAAAUCAUGGAGUUAUGAAAAAUUGACGGCGGGGUGGGAAUAUAAGUCAUUGAUACUAACCUGUAAGCAUAUAUAAUAGGAGUUUUAAUUAAAAAAAAUAAGUACUGAAAUAGAAGAAUUCUUUGAUUAAUCGCAUGCGGUACAGAAGUCACUUUAGACGCAAAGCUGAUUUGCUUCGCCUCUUUCCUCUCUUUUCUCCCGCCACCAGCAAGCUAGAGUCGGCAGUUAUUUGCCGCUAAAAGAAGAAUCUUUGCCCGUCUCAUCACUUCUGCUGGACGCACAGAGAAAGAUUAUCUCGAUGAAGGAGGAUUUGAUUGACAUACACAUAGACAUCUCGUAUUCCUCGAGAUUCAUCACUAAAAUUCUCUGGAACGAGACAUUGAUAAAUAGUCCCACAAGAAAAAGACAUCUAGAAUAUAAAAAUAGCCAUUAUCAUUAUAAACACUCACCUCCUUUAUAAUCUGCUUGCACUCUAAAAAAAUUCAUUACAAAUCUCUCGAUGUCAUCCACGUACGUUUUACGUGAUGUCAUCGCCCAGGAAUAAGUACCCCAGAUAAUAAGAAAACUCAUCGACUGCGCAUGCUUCUGAUCGUACAUCCGACAAAUUUUGGCUUCUUCCCGCUAUUGUAGAGAAUAGUGUGCUGGCUCGUAUAAGGCUCGCCAGCAAUAAUACACCGCUUGGGUCAGAGAAAUAGUUUCUAAGUUUACUAUUUUCCAUUAAACCCCCUAGCUAUCAAUAUAAACAGAAAUGUCAAAUAGUUGUAAUAGAAGGUUAAGUAGGUUUUAUCUUCCUUAGAGGGCAGCCUGAGUAGGAGGCAAUGAAUAAUCAGCACCUCGCUGUUCUGAGAUUUUUAGCAACCCUUCGCUUCAGUUUUAAAUGAAAAGAGAGCGACGGCAGAGUUUCAUGGCAUAAGUUAGAUGUUCAUACUAUGACCUACUCUCUGUUUACAAGUAGCCAUUACGACUCCCAACCGAAGAUCAGCAAGUUGGGCGUUGACUCUUGUAGAGAUUAAUCAUUCAAGACUUAGGACAGUACACUAGGGUUGUUCAUUACCAGAUAUAUGUCACGCACAGCACCUGAUUCAGAUUACUAAUUCAGAAAUGGCUCAGUAAUAGAUUACUAAUAGACGUCCUAAUUUUAAUUUAAAAUAGGCGGAAAAGAAUGCCAACUGUCCGAAUGAUUACAUUGAAAUCUUGGAUGGUUCGUAUGGAAGUACUGUCGUAAUAUCGCGAUUGUGUGGCUUCAGCUUGCAAGAUGUUGAUGACAAAACGUUUGUUUCCAGCAGUAACAUGUUACUUGUGCAUAUGCACACAGACAAUGACAAGGAAAAUAGAGGCUUUUUAGCAAAGCACAAAGGUAUUUAAACUACUGAACUACAUGAACCGAAACCUGGAACGUCGGAGCGCUGAUAUAUACCAAAUCCCGGAAUUUCUGAGUGUUCAAAGGGGUUGCUUAAUUCUGUUUGCCGAAAAAGCAAAACAUAGAAAGCCUUCUGGCAAGGUCUUGACCCGGCAACUUAGAAUUUAAUUCUUAUGACGACUAAAAGUGUCAUUUCGUCAGUGGGCUAAAACUUCGGCUUUAAGUAUGACGAAGACGGGCGCAAAGUCCCCAAAUAUAGCCACUGCAACAGGAUGGCAAAAUUUUUCAUUAAAAGACAUUUUCGUUCAUUUCAACUGUGCUUCGCGUUUUCGCGGUGUAACAGCGCAUCACAAUGUAGCGUUCGGAUUGUAACUCUGCUUUGCUAAGUAAUGAGCGAGGCAUAAGUUGAUUUAUACUUCUUCUUUCUUUACUUGAUAGUACAGUUAUUACGUCAAUUAUUAUUGUUGGCGUAGUCUCACUUUGAGUGAGCUCUGUUUGCUGUUUUCUUGUUGCACUGAGCAGAGAGGCUUCGGGCCUCACUUUCAUGUCUUAAGAAUUUGGUCUGUUAUUUAGGAGAGGUUGCUGUUGUGCACCUUCUCGGAUUGCACUGAUCUGACCAUCUCCUCCCAAGUAUAUGGGAUAAUACAUAAGGCAUCGCCUUAUUAGGAACUCUUACGUGUUAUUUUUGUAAAGUUGUCUGAGUUGUAGAUCUAAUUGAGGCCGAGUCUCGGAACUUGCCUUGCAAUUUUUGCCUACACUUUCUCGCUGGUCUGUUAUUAGUUAUUGACCAAACGAUGGACCAAACGUUUUACUACAGAUAGUACACGAUACUCUUUUAAAGUCCUGUGAUCAAUGUUUGGUUUAUGGGGGACACCUAGGUUGCAGGAAACGUAACCAAACUUUUUGGUCCGGGUGAUUCUUCGUUGCUUUUUUUGUGUGUGUUGUAUUUUCUUAGUAGACUCCAUCUUUACUGGCGUUCAGUAGUAUUCUGGCGUUCCAACGCUCCAGGUUUCAGCUUAUAUGAGUAUGUAACUGCGCUUGCAAUGUUUUUUUUUUUUUAAAGCCAGCAGUUAUAUGAUUAGUUAUGGACAAUAGUUAACAAAUAAAGAAGCCUUUCAUGUGGCCUGUUAUUUAUAUUUAUUUAUCUAUCAUUAUUAUUUUUUAAUUAUUUGUACUUUAGUAGGUCCACAUCAGUCUCUGGCUGCCCCUUCUAACAUACUCAAAUAAAGUAUGUAUGUUUGCUCUGUUGUAAAGCAAAUAAAACAGAAAGGGGCUAGAGUACGCACGAAGUCGAGUUCUUCUCUCUUUUUCUUAAGACUAAUCGUUAUGAAAGUUGAUUCGUUUGCAAUUCAAAACGACGCUUGUAAUAAAAAUUGCUGGUCAGACGCAAAAGGACCAUGACAGCUAAACUAUAUGUUAAAAAUGAACUAUACAAAUGAAUGAUACAAUUUUAAGAGAUUACUGCUUACAGAAGGCUCCUAUAAGUAAUGAACUGUCAAAAUGAAACACUGAAAUCUUGAACUAUGAUCUAUUCAUUUCAUAUUGAACAAUAUCAACAUUAUGUAAAGAGGUUAACAACAGUAAUAAUUAUUGUUUGUUUGUUUGUUUGUUUUUUUACUAAAAAAGGUAUUUGUGAUGUAAGGCUGACGGCUUUGUCGGGAACCAUUAUGUCUCCAAACCAUCCCGAUAACUACCCAACAAGACUAGCGUGUGUAUGGCUCAUUGAUGUUGGCUACGGCUAUCACACUACUCUGACUUUCCACAAAUUUAUGUUAGAAAAGAACGAAGGAUGUUCAUUCGACUGGCUAUCGGUGAAAGAAGGAAAUUCCACAAGUUCUCCGGAAAAAGCGAGGGUUUGUGGCGACGUACUGCCCCCUAUCAUAGAGGCUAGUGGGCCAGUGACGAUUACCUUUAAUACAGACGGUGAUAAAGAGUUUAAAGGGUUUGAUAUCACAUAUCAGGCAAAAGGUAAAACCAAAACCAAACUAGAUGUAGAAAAAUUACAAUCUAGCGACAGAUAUCUGAUAUGGUGCAGCAGA